AUGCGCAAUCCUCCCUCAGGAGAUGAACCUAGCCAUUACUUUUCUGGGGAAAAGAGAAUGGCUCCAUUUAUUCUGAGAAGCACUCCACCUCUGUUCCCCCAGAAGAACUACAAAUGCUUGACCAGUUGUGUGUUCCUCAAAUACAUCCGGGUGAGGUGGGGCAACUGCCCGGCCCCUGACUGGAACAGUGAGUUCAUGGCUGCCUGUGUGGAGAGCUGUGAAGUUGACACUGAGUGUUCUGGGGUAAAGGAAUGCUGCUACAACGAGUAUGGGCACACCUGCCAAGUGCCCAAAAUUCUGUACAAAGGCAUCCCCGUGAAGCCCAGGAAAGAGUUACGAUUCACAGAACUGCAAUCUGGACAGCUGGAGAUUAAGCGGUCCUUAAAAUUCAAUAUUUCCACCGUGCCUGUCAUCUACAUGGUGUGGAGAUGGUGGAACUAUGGAAUUCAUCACAGUGAAGAUGAUGCUACCCACUGGCAGACUGUGGUUCAGACCACAGAUGAGAGGGUCCAACUGGCAGACAUACGACAUAGCAGGUGGUUCCAGCUCUGAGUGGCUGCUGUCAACGUGCAUGGGUCCCAAGGAUGUACACCCCCCCAGCAAGCACUUCUACUCCUCCGGAGGUUUUCCAAGUCUUCUACCUUUGACAGGGUGCAGUCUUAA
Molecule: messenger RNA, 663 nt
Organism: Orycteropus afer afer
Lineage: Eukaryota; Metazoa; Chordata; Mammalia; Tubulidentata; Orycteropodidae
Product: anosmin-1-like
Exons: 5
Biological process (GO): neuron differentiation
Cellular component (GO): extracellular region; cell surface
Molecular function (GO): peptidase inhibitor activity
Source: RefSeq, a predicted model, not a curated record